ACGCCUUCUAUCGAAGUAGGUUCGUAAAUGGCUGUCAAAGACAAAGGCCAACUACGCCUUAAGGUACCACGCAAACGGCUUGUCAGCAACGUAGGUACAGAUCUGCUUCGGUUCGAGGUAGGCGUUCAGGCCGAACGGUCCGAGCUCGCGACCGAUGCCGCUCUUCUUGACGCCGCCCCACGGCAACUCCACAAAGCAUGGCUGCGAACAGUUGUUCCACACAAUUCCAGCGCGCAGAGCCUUCGUCACGCGCUUGAGCUGCACGUCAUCUGACGUAAACACGGCAGCCGCCAGGCCAAACUCCGAGUCGUUUGAAAGAGCAAUGGCCUCUUCCUCCGUCUUGAACGUCAUCACGGAUAGCACAGGGCCAAAGAUCUCCUCCUUCCAUACGCGCAUGUUCUUGGUCACCUUGGUGAUGAUAGUGGGCGGAACAAAGUAGCCCUUGUCACUACUCGGCAGAGUUCCUUGGGCCACAGUCGCACCCUCGUCCUUCGCGCUCUGGAUGUACCCCAGUACCUUCGCCUGUUGCACUUUGGAUACCAGCGGACCCAUCUGCACCUUACCAUCCAGCGGGUCUCCAAGCAAAAGCUUCUUGGUCUCCUUCACCAGUAGCUCAAUGAACUCAUCGGCGAAGCUCUCGUGAACCAGCAGCCGUGACGUUGCGCUGCAGAUCUGGCCGUUCGUCCAGAAGCAGCCGAACAUGACCCACUCGACUGUACGCUCGAUGUUGACUUUGUCAAACACGAUCGCAGGGGAUUUGCCACCAAGCUCCAGCGAGAUCUUCUUUAUGUCCUUUGCAGCUUCAGUCAUGAUGUUGCGUCCCGUGGGUACGCUGCCCGUGAAGGCCACCUUGUGUACAUCUGGGUGUGAAACCAGCGAACCUCCAGCCUCGGCUCCCAAGCCGUUGAUCACGUUCAGGACGCCGGCGGGCAAGCCCACGUCGGCUGCCAGCUGCGCCAGCUGCAGUGCGCUCAACGGUGUAAUCUCGGACGGCUUGAGCACCACGGUACAGCCCGCCGCUAGGGCUGGAGCCAAUUUCCAGAGUGCCAUGAGCGCCGGAUAAUUCCACGGGAUGAUGGCGGCCACCACGCCCACUGGUUCGUAGCGCAGAGCGCCAAGGAAGUCCUCAAGAGGAAGGUCUACCUUCUCGUAUUGGCGAGCAUCCAGGGCCUCGGCGGCCUUGGCGUAGUACUCAAAGCAGCCAGAGACGUCCUCAAUGUCCCACACAGCUUCUGCCAGUGGCUUGCCAUUGUCCAGUGUCUCGAGGCGGCUCAACGCGUCGAUGCGCUUGGCCACCAGCUCGCCCAUCUUGCGGAGGUACACGGCUCUCUCGGCCCCCGUGGUAGAGCUCCAUUUGUCGAAGGCGCGCUUCGCAGCCUGCACCGCCAGGUCCACGUCGGCGGAUGAGGCGGCGGCCACCUGCUGGAUCACCUCUUCGUUGGCGGGGUUGAUCACGUCGAUGUACUUCUUGUUGACAGGCGCUACCCACUUGCCGUCGAUGAAGAGUUCCUUCAGUGUUGGGAUCGGGUCGCUCAUACUGGAAUAGCUUAUUGUCAGGUGCUGGAUACUGCGCGAAUUGGAAAGUGAUUGAAUGCAGGGAACUUCGAUGUGCUUCGCUUCUAAACCUGGAACCAAGUUGAACCUUCCUAGCCGUAUGCCAGCGUGGACCACAUGCCGCAAAGCAUGAGGCCUCUUGUCGAUGCGCGUCAUAGAUGGAUACACUUAUAUGAUAAUGUUACCCUCCCUGAAGCGCUUGACCGCGUAACACAAUCCGCAUCGUCGGACAACAUUGUUCUCAAGCUGCGGAACUAUUUGAUCAGUGUCCUCCGUAAACAAUGAAAAUUCCUUGGGUGGUUGGUGAAAGGUAAACUGGUAUCGAUUCGAGUUCACUUACAAUGUACUUAGUAUAAUGCAUAACAUAG
Molecule: messenger RNA, 1922 nt
Organism: Phytophthora nicotianae INRA-310
Lineage: Eukaryota; Oomycota; Peronosporomycetes; Peronosporales; Peronosporaceae
Exons: 1
Coding region: 701-1063 (120 amino acids)
Source: RefSeq, a predicted model, not a curated record